UUUUAUCCAAAAUAAAUAAAUUAAGUGGUCCCAUUUGAAGGGGUUCAUGUGUUAUCAUUGAGUAUUGGGCGAUCACGAUAGAGAAAACGCCAAGUUAUCGUACGAUCGAUCAACAUCCUGCACUUCCCUUUUGACUCUUUGAGUUGCUUCAUAAAUCUCUGGUAGAUUUCAACAGAUAUAUUUCCAGAAAAAGAAAAAAAAAGGGUGAACUAUUUAGUUAAGAAAAGAAAAGAGAAGAAAGUGAGUGGUUAAUCCAUGGAUAACUUCGGGAAACCAAAUUUUUAUAGCACUUGUGCCGGUAAGAAUACUGGAGAAGACAUCCUUCAACGCCCUCACAAGCACAGCUUUAACUCAUAUGAGGGAACUGAUGUUAUGUCCACAGAAGAGGGAACUAUGGAAAUUGUACAACAAAUGUAUAAGAUUGAUGCUCCGUAUUUGAGUGGACAACAUUAUUUCCAAUCAGCAGCAAGUAGUGUACACGAGGAAUGGUCAUUGCCAUCAGCUUCAAUUGUGGGUAAUGCAGAUCAACAAAAAGCUGAAAAGAAGAGAAAAACAGAUAAAGCUUACAGAGAAAGAUGCAAGAAGAAAAACGAGCAAAUGAUGCAAGAAUUGGAGACUCUUGGUAAAGAAAAUGAAGAUUUAAAGACAGAGAACCAAUGUUUGAAGGAGAGGAAUGCUUUUCUAGAUCAAAGCUUGUUAUCUCAAACCAACGAGUUAAACGAGAUCAAAUAUCAACUUGACGACUUGAGACUUAAGAAUGAGACGCAAAAUACACUUGUCCAAAUAUUUUCCGAUCGUCUUGCCAGUCCAGAUCUUUGCCUCCAAAAUGAAAAGCUUAGAGAUGAAAAUUCCCGAUUAAGAGAAAUUUUGAAGUUGAAUGAUGGGGCACUAAAGCUUGUGGAGGAGAAUGGGAAAUUAAAACUUGAGAAUCAGUUACUCCAAGUGAAAAUAGAUGCUUUAUUGGGACAAAUAGUUAAUGAAAAUCGCAAAAGUUGUGGGCAUAAAUGACUGGGACAAGGGGCAUUCAUAAAUGUUGCGAAACCAACCAAGUAGUUUCUUUCGUAAAAUAAAGAAUGGAUUGGGAGAAUGAUGAGAAUGAUGAGGAAGAUGAUUCUUUGUUUGCUUUCUAUGUUAUCUUCCUAAUUGUUAACAAUUUUUUAGCUUAUAAUUUAUAGUUUGUUAUAAAAUUAAAUAUGUUAUUGGUUGAUAUACAUAUAUAUAUAUAUGUAGAUAUUUUGGUUGGUUGAUUACAUUUUCUAGGUUA
This is a messenger RNA of Gossypium arboreum, 1264 nucleotides long. RefSeq lists its product as uncharacterized. The record is from RefSeq and is a predicted model, not a curated record. Bases 256 to 1008 code for a protein of 250 amino acids. The transcript has 5 exons. Lineage: Eukaryota; Viridiplantae; Streptophyta; Magnoliopsida; Malvales; Malvaceae.